CCUCAAUAGGUAGUUGGUAUCGAACUUAUAGCUGAAGUUUAAUUUCGACCCGAUCCAAAGAGGACCUACAGCUUUUGCGUUGCAGCGACCCAAACGCACGUUUAAUGGCUACAUUUGUUCCCGUUGCGCCCCCCCCUACGAGCGCUUUUAACGAUGCAUACGUCAAAUCACAGCUCACAAAAUGGGACCUACUGCGCAACAUGAGGUACCUUGUGGUGCGCUACACCAAGCACUACCACAAGAUGCAGGGGCAGGAGCUGGUCACGGACCUGCUCAAUGACCCCAAAGUCCAGGAGGUUUUCCAGGUGCUCCGCAAGGGCGGCAGCUGGGCGGGCCUGGGCGGCUCCGUCCUGCGGGCGGACGUGAGCCUGCUGCCCGCCUCGCUAACAAGGCUAGACCUGUUUGACAAGCUGUCCGAGGCCUCCUCGCCGCAGAUCGUGCGGGCCAACGGCGACAUCUGCAAGUGCAUGGAGGACGUGCGGGAGGGCUUCCAGAUCUCCGACCUGCUUCGCGAGAUGCUGCUGGUGGAGGAGUCGGAGAACGCGGGGCUGAUGAGCGAGGCAGAGCGGGGCGAGCUGCUGUGGCGGCUGUUCGAGCACUGCGUGCUGGGGGGCGCAUGCUGCCAGUUCGAGGACAAGCUGGAGCCCUAUGUCGAGGUCAGCAAGCGGCUGUACAAGGAGCUCGUGAGCGCACAGAAGGACCCAGGAUCCGGCAAGGUUGGCGUGUCGUCUGUCGUAUACAAGAUCAACGCCGUACAUCAAGAAGCGGGUCCCGUUGAGCUCUACCCGAGCACAUCCAGACAGAACUUCUGCUACGCUGCAGUGGACCCUGCGCGACGUGUGGUGAAAAUCUUGUACCACGCUUUCGUGCCGUACUGGUAGUGUCUGGUGUUACCACACCGACGCUGCGCACAUGCUAGCAUUACUGGGGCUAAGCAGGAUAGCUAACGUAAGCGCUUACAGUACUUGCAAUGCCGUAUCGCGCACAUAGUUUAUAUGACUGGUAUGUACGUGCCCAGGAACACAAUACAGGUUCCGCACACAUAUUUUCGUUGUCAUGGUCAGCUGGGACGAAGCCUAAUGGCGUAAUGGGCAAAGAGGAACAAAUGCAGCUAUCCGGUUUGACGAGUACACUUCAUGACACAAUUUCGUUACCCUGUGAUAUACUUAUGCGUACAUACGGUUAGGCGCGGCCGGCAGUCUUGUUUCACGACGGCAUGUGGCGUGCAUUUCAUCUGGGACAUGACACGCUUCUCAGAAACUCGUACAGGUGCCAACGGCGAACUGAAGUCCUUAUAAGGACGUACCAUUUACCAUGUAAAGGACCAAAAGAGUAC
This is a messenger RNA of Astrephomene gubernaculifera, 1336 nucleotides long. Lineage: Eukaryota; Viridiplantae; Chlorophyta; Chlorophyceae; Chlamydomonadales; Astrephomenaceae. The record is from the annotation of a GenBank genome assembly.